AUGAAGAAAGGGAAACCAGAUGUACAAUCAGUUCAAACUCGAAUAGCUAUUGUUAAUCCAGAUCGGUGUAAACCAAAAAAUUGUGGCCAGCCGUGUAAACAAUGCAUUGUGGUUGAGCCAACAUCAAAAAUUGCUGAAAUAUCUGAAAUUCUUUGCAUUGGAUGUGGAAUUUGUGUGAAGAAAUGCCCAUAUGGUGCAAUUCAAAUCAUCAAUCUUCCAAGCAAUUUAGAAAAAGAAACAACUCAUCGUUACAGCGCAAAUUCCUUCAAACUUCAUCGUUUACCAAUGCCUCGAUUAGGCUCAGUUUUGGGACUUGUAGGGACUAACGGUAUUGGGAAAUCGACUGCUUUAAAUAUUUUGGCAAGCAAAUUAAAGCCUAACUUGGGUAAUUUCAAGAGUCCGCCAGAUUGGCCGUCAAUUUUAACAUAUUUUAGAGGCUCUGAACUUCAAAAUUAUUUUAUUAAAUUAUUAGAAGAAAAAUUUAAGGCAAUUAUUAAGCCUCAAUAUGUUGACCAAAUUCCGAGAUAUUUGGAAAAGUCUCCACAGAAAAAGGUUAUUGAUUUGUUGAAGGGACGAGCUGAACGUGACAAUUUGGACAAAAUAAUUGAGGAUAUGGGUAAGUUUGCAUUUUAA
This is a messenger RNA of Meloidogyne enterolobii, 633 nucleotides long. NCBI's taxonomy places the organism in Eukaryota, Metazoa, Nematoda, Chromadorea, Rhabditida, Meloidogynidae. The record is from the annotation of a GenBank genome assembly.